CUGUGUAGUUAUGCUGUGACUAAAACGGUAUCUUAGAUUAAGUUUCCAGUCUGUGUGUUUUUAAGGAAAAAUGACAUAUAAUGGCACCUUCCUAGCUACAUUUUUAUUUGAAAACUCGGUUUUAACUGCGGAAAUGUACUGUUAUUGAAUCCGCAAAGGACACGGGCGGAAGUUUGGUUUGCAAAUAUUCCUUGCUGCCGUCUAGCUAACAAGCCACAGACCGCUCACUUGUGACCGUUCCGGCCGCACCUUCCGUGACAGGAUGAACGUGGGCGUGGCGCACAGCGAGGUGAAUCCCAACACGCGUGUGAUGAACAGCCGCGGCAUCUGGCUGGCCUACCUGCUGCUGGUGGCCGUGCUGCACGUGGUGCUGCUCAGCAUCCCCUUUUUCAGCGUGCCUUUGGUGUGGACCCUCACCAACGUCAUCCACAAUCUGGUGAUGUACCUGUUUUUGCACACGGUGAAGGGAACCCCUUUUGAGACCCCAGACCAGGGCAAAGCACGUCUGCUGACACACUGGGAGCAGAUGGACUAUGGCAUCCAGUUCACAUCCUCUCGGAAGUUCCUCACUAUAUUCCCCAUAGUGCUGUAUAUCCUGGCAAGUUUCUACACCAAAUAUGACGCCACUCACUUCCUGAUCAACACAGGCUCCCUCCUCAGUGUUCUUCUCCCCAAACUUCCGCAGUUCCACGGGGUGCGCAUAUUCGGGAUCAACAAAUACUGACGGGGGUCGGAUUGUGUAGGGCAGCGGGAACGGACUGCCUUCCUCAGAUCCAAAGGGAUGGGAAGGGGGGGAGGACUGCGGGGGCAGGAGUCGGAAAUUGCGUUCAAGGGAGAGCCUUUUGGAGAGUUCAGGUUAUCACUGUGACUUUUAAUGCAAAUGCAGGCAGGAAUGCACUGAACUACACAACACAAUGACAUGCACUCUAUAUUUCAUUCCAGUUCACGUUCAUUCCAAUGUUUCAUUCCAGUGCGGAUCCCCC
Molecule: messenger RNA, 983 nt
Organism: Megalops cyprinoides (Indo-Pacific tarpon)
Lineage: Eukaryota; Metazoa; Chordata; Actinopteri; Elopiformes; Megalopidae
Gene: ormdl2
Product: ORMDL sphingolipid biosynthesis regulator 2
Exons: 4
Coding region: 263-724 (153 amino acids)
Biological process (GO): ceramide metabolic process; negative regulation of ceramide biosynthetic process; intracellular sphingolipid homeostasis
Cellular component (GO): endoplasmic reticulum membrane
Source: RefSeq, a predicted model, not a curated record